AUGUUGGACGGAAUACUUGGCAGAGGCUUCACCGCGAAAUGCAAAUCUUUGAUCAAAUUGACGAAGAGUCGGAUCGAUGUGAUACGGAGGAAGAGAAGAGCGACAGAGAAGUUUCUGAAGAAGGAUAUUGCUGAUCUAUUGCUCAACGGUCUCGAUAUUAAUGCCUACGGAAGGGCUGAAGGACUCGUGGUUGAGUUAACACUCUCCUCUUGCUAUGGUUUUGUUGAGCAAUGCUGUGAAUUUGUGUUGAAGCAUCUACCAGCGAUGCAGAAGUUGAGCUGUAACUGUCCAAAUGUCCCAAAAUUGUUAUGUGGUUGCCCUGAGGAAUGUAGGAUGGCUGUAUCGUCUCUGAUGUUUGGUGCUGCAAGAUUUUCUGAUUUACCAGAAUUACGUGAUCUUAGACAAAUAUUUCAGGAGAGAUAUGGGAAUUCCAUGGAGUGUUAUGUCAAUCAAGAGUUUGCUGCAAAUUUGAAUUUCAAAUCAUCGACAUUGGAGAACAAGGUCUGCUUGAUGCAGGAGAUAGCAUCAGAGUUUUCAAUAAACUGGGACUCCAAUGCUUUCAAACUGAGGAUGUCGAGAUCCUCUGCAGUGGUACAGGGCCACAAUGCUUGCAUGUCUAACGAUGAUAAACCAUCAGAUGGCAAGGAUUUUACCCAAAAGGAAGUAAGGAAUGAUGUUUUGUUAGAGAAAAAUCAUGAUCUUGCCAAUGAUGGGUGGAGAUUUCAGAAUGGCAAGGAAGCAGUUGUCUUAAACAGACAUGAACGUGAUCUUCCGUCUAGAUCCACACUCCCUGGAAUUGUUCGGGAAGUUCUUCAAAAAAGGGAUGGCCAUGAUAAUCCACGAAGACAUGAGGUUACAGUUGAGAAGAGCGACAGAGGCUUUUGGAAGGAUGGUAGCAUGCUAAAACCGAUUGGACAUCCAUCUCCGUAUAAAACUGAGGAGCAAUUCGAAGGUGGUUCCAAGCUGUAUAAUAGUAGGGGGAAUACCACCCCUCCAAGAGAAAACCAGGUUAGUAUGCUAAAGCCGACUGGACAUCCAUCUCAGAAGAAAAAAGUUGAACAAUUUGACGAUGGUUCCAAGCUGCAUUGUAGUAGGGGGAAUACCACCCCUCCAAGAGAAAACCUGGGCAGUAUGCUAAUACCGAUUGGCCAUCCAUCUCAGCAGAAAACAGUGGAACAAUUUGAGGAUGGUUCGAAGCUACGUAAUGGGCGGGGGAGUAUCACCCCUCGCAGGGAAAACCAGGGCAAUUUGCUAAAACCGAUUGGGCAUUCAUCUCAGGAGAAAACAGUGGAACAAUUUGAAGGUGGUUCCAAGUUUCCCAAUAGUUGGGGGAAUACCACCCCUUUAAGAGAAAACCAAGAUAGUGCGAUAAAACCAAUCGAACGUUCAUCUCGGAAGAAAACAGUGGAAAAGUUUGAAGGUGAUUCCAAGCUGCAAGAUACUUGGGGUAAUACCACCGCUCUAAGAGAAAACCAGGACAGUGCAACUGCUAGGAAGUCUCCUAGUCAGGCCGGAUCACAUUUCAAGAGUAAUGCAAAAGAGCCAUUUUCUAUUAAUCAUGUUGCCCUUCCUGCUACUGAUAAAUCAGAGAGAAAAAUUCAAAGGAAUGAAACACCUACACUGAAGCCCUGCUACAAUAAUGUCAUUCCACCUCCAUAUGUUAAACAACCUAAUUCUAAGCAGCAGAAUAGCACACGUGGAACCAAUAUAAUAUCUUCACUUACCGACAGUGGUGGUCUCUCUACAUAUCAUUCAGCACAUGAGAAGCCCGAUACUGUAUCUGUGCCGGCGAGGAUUCAAAUAGGUUGGGUUAGUUCUGACCAGGAUUGGCAGGGCAAUAGACACGAGAGACUGAGCAAACAGAGUCGUGAAAAAGAAAUCUCAUUUCGAGAAAAUGCCGAAGUCCCUGUGGUAAAAUCAAGAUCUAUGAGGCGAAGGCACUCAAGAUCACGACCACCAAGUUACUACGAUGCCUCUAAUGAAGCCUCUGGACUUCAAAGAAAAUCGAGGAGCAGAAGCAGGAGACGAGAUGAAUCAAGACGAGGUCCGCAAGCUAUGUUUGAUGAUGAGCGGUAUCAAAAUGCUGAAGAGGAAAGGAUAAUAGAUAAAUUGCUGAUCCAUUAUAGCAAAAAGCCAUCCGUCCUUGUGCCUGAAAAAUUAAAAAGAAACUCUAAAAUUCACCAUGCACAUCAAAUGGAUGACUCAACCAAGGAAUUGCAGAUGCAGAAUAGAAGCGGAGAUGGAUUUGAUGAGACACCAGGGAUGGUUAGUCAUGCAUCACGAUCAUUUUCCCUUCCGCGUGAACAACAAAGAAAAGUGGAAGUUAAGAAAGUAUUUAAUCGUGCUGCUACAUUUGAGCCAGUUAGGUCACAGGAAGCUCGACAUGUGCAUCCUAAGUUACCAGACUAUGAUGAUCUAGCAGCUAGGAUUGCGGCUCUAAGAGGAUGA
Sphenostylis stenocarpa is the source of this 2448-nucleotide messenger RNA. NCBI's taxonomy places the organism in Eukaryota, Viridiplantae, Streptophyta, Magnoliopsida, Fabales, Fabaceae. The record is from the annotation of a GenBank genome assembly.